UUUUGUCUGUUGUGUUUCCUGUGUUAGUGAAUGUGAAAAUGGAAAAAAGAUGAAUAGUGUGCUCAUAUUACUCCUCUGCUGCCACGUUGCAUCUCCAGUAAAACACUCCUUGAAAUAUUUCUUCACUGAAAGCCCAGGAGCUCAGAGCAUCCCAGAGUUUGUAGCUGUUGCAAUUGUUGAUGACGUUCAGAUAGGUGACUCCAACAGUGUAAGAGAAGCAACACCAAAGAAAGACUGGAUUAAAUUCUUUGAGGAUCAUCCGCAGCACCUGGAGUGGUAUAGUUUACAAUCUCAUGACAGUCAUCACUUCUUUAAGGCUACCAUUGAGACUUUGAGGCAACGUUUGAACCAAACUGAAGGUGUUCAUAUUUUGCAAAGGAUGAAGGGCUGUGAAUGGGAUGAUGAGACUGGAGAGAUUAAUGGAUAUGAUCAGUAUGGUUAUGAUAGAGAAGAUUUUCUAGUGUAUGACCUAAAGACACUGACAUGGAUCGCUCCUAAACCACACGCUGUCCUCACCAAAAUGAGAUUUGAUGCUCAUGAACAUCAAUUUGAAUCAAAUAAAAACUUUUUAGUUUAUCAGUGCCCUGACUUUUUAAAGGAGUAUUUGCGAUAUGGGAAGAGGUUUCUGCAGACAGCAGUCCUUCCUUCAGUGUCUCUCCUCCAGAAGACUCCCUCCUCUCCAGUCAGCUGCCACGCUACAGGUCUCUAUCCUGACAGAGCUGAGAUGUUCUGGAGGAAAGAUGGAGAAGAGCUCCAUGAAGGUGUAGAUCCUGGAGAGAUCCUCCUCAACAAUGAUGGGACCUUCCAGAUGAGUGUUGAUCUGAAUGUUUCAUCAGUCAUGCCUGAAGACUGGCAGAGGUACGACUGUGUGUUUCAGCUCUCUGGUGUGAACGAGCACAUUAUCACCAAACUGGAAAAAACACUGAUCAAGACCAACUGGGCAGAGAAGCCCACUGACACUGUGACCUUCAUCAGUGCUGCAGUGAUUGUUCUAGCUGUCACCAUCAUCACAGCUGUGGCAUUUGUAACUUACAAAAUGAAGAAAGGAAGCUUGUGUGGUUCCAGAGUGUUCUGGUUUUCACACCCACAUCCUAGGAGCAUGGGAGAGCUCCUGACGAUGGCUCUGAGCAGUCUGAGAGACUAAAUCCACAAAGCUGACUGUCCUGCAAAGAGUUCUUCACUUCACUGUCUGUAGGACUUUCCUCCAGCUGCUGUUUUUUAUUUCAUAGUUCAAAGAAAUGUGUUAAAAACACCAUUAAAUAAAUAACACACAGGUAAUGUUCACUGUGAACAGACUGCUAUACUUGCUGUAAAUUAGUGCAUGGUCAUAUAUUUGUAUCUAGCUGCUGUGUGUACGUGUUUCACGCAUUUUUGAUUUUAUUCUGCUUCAGUAUGUAAUCACUGUAUCAUUGCAGUGUUUUCACAAGUCUGCUAAACACCAAAUGUUUCACCUUCAUUGAUAGUUAAGCAUCUGAUAAAGACAGUUUUUUAGACCUGAAGUGUGUGAUUUCACUGAGACGUUGGCAGUCUACAAAGCAUGUGGUAUUUUCCAAAUGACACCAAAACAUCUGAAGGAUGACGGCAACAGACUCUCAUUUGGAAAUGAAAUGUUCUUAGUUUAUUAUUUUAUUCUUCUGUGAAAAUAACUAACCCGGGAUUUCCUGCAUUUGAUUUGUGAGGUCACAUGACCCUGAUCUUUCACCACCUUUGGCUACGUCCUAAUUCAAACAAGGAAAACUGUUGUUUUGACCCUACUAUAACGUCCUUACUGUGUUCUGUCUCAUGUAUACAAACUGAUUAAAUAACUUGAUGUUUGAACAUUA
This is a messenger RNA of Oreochromis aureus, 1823 nucleotides long. RefSeq names its product major histocompatibility complex class I-related gene protein-like. The coding region runs from base 50 to 1144 and encodes 364 amino acids. The transcript has 7 exons. The record is from RefSeq and is a predicted model, not a curated record. Gene Ontology annotation, cellular component: external side of plasma membrane. Gene Ontology annotation, biological process: immune response. NCBI's taxonomy places the organism in Eukaryota, Metazoa, Chordata, Actinopteri, Cichliformes, Cichlidae.